This is a messenger RNA of Penicillium manginii, 261 nucleotides long. RefSeq lists its product as uncharacterized. The record is from RefSeq and is a predicted model, not a curated record. The transcript has a single exon. Lineage: Eukaryota; Fungi; Ascomycota; Eurotiomycetes; Eurotiales; Aspergillaceae. Bases 1 to 261 code for a protein of 86 amino acids.
AUGAUUGUGAUUCAAAUCGACGAAGAUCUCAGCCAGAAUGGAUCCUUGGUGGUAGGUGACCCGGGUGUGCAACGAUCUGGUGGGAGCUCAGAGGGAGGAGAGGGAGAAGAUGGAAUCGCCGAAGGCAGCGCCCGCCGACAUAAGCGAAUGCGCCAGGCAGCGAGCGCGACGUUGAUGUGCAGUGCAACUGUUGUUGUGGAGUGGGAGGUUGCGGUUGCGCCGGCCGUUUCCGUCCAGCGCUCCUCACACACGGUUCGGUGA